Messenger RNA from Filobasidium floriforme, 678 nucleotides. RefSeq names its product CGI-121-domain-containing protein. The transcript is spliced from 4 exons. Lineage: Eukaryota; Fungi; Basidiomycota; Tremellomycetes; Filobasidiales; Filobasidiaceae. Bases 1 to 678 code for a protein of 225 amino acids. Gene Ontology annotation, cellular component: nucleus; EKC/KEOPS complex; cytosol. Gene Ontology annotation, biological process: telomere maintenance via recombination; tRNA threonylcarbamoyladenosine modification. The record is from RefSeq and is a predicted model, not a curated record.
AUGGAAUCAUACCACCUUUCCCAGUUUCCCGACGACCACUCCUCGGUUCACCUAGCUUUCUUCAAAAAUGUCACCAACUCUGCGGAUCUUCGAAAACGGCUCGUCGCCGCAGCGACGAUGGAGGGGGAAGAAGGGGAUCAGGAGAGAGAUUUGUUGGAUUAUGCUUUCGUCGAAGCUAAUAUGAUUGUGGAUCGGGAACAACUCUUAACAGCCAUCUACUCUGCCUUACAAGCUGCCAGCUCAGGGCCAUUGAAGACAAAAACGUUGCAUAGCGAAGUCUUGCUAUCGCUCCACCCGUCCGCUACGCCCCAAAUCAAUGAAGCACUAAGGAAAUUCGGAAUCUCAGCGACGACCAAGAAUCUCAUCCUCGUUCGAAUAGGACCCCCAUCUUUAUCCUCUAUAACAUCAACCUCGACAUCAUUACCACUUUCUUCUGAUGAAGAUGCUAAAGCGGAACACGAGCAGAAGCUCGUUGACGCCAUGUCUGACCUAGUCGAGGGGGAGAUGACGAGCCUCUCACAGUUGAGAGAGUCUGACGUGGAUUGGAAAGGGCUCAAGAAGCUCUACAAGCUCAACGAGAUGAACCUGGCCCCUAACGCCCCAUCGACAGAGGCAGAGAAGGAUAUGCUGGCGGCGGUGAUCACGAGUACGAUCGCUACCAAGACCGUAGCGGGGUAG